AUGGGCCGUACCAUGUUGCACAUCAUCUAUGAUGAAGAUUAUAAAUGUGACUGCUUUCUUAAGCAAGGUUACGCCCCGCACUGCCUGCCUCCGAGCAGCUACGAUGCCGACCAGAAGCCGGGCCUGGAGCUGGCGCCGGCAGAGCCCGCGUACCCGCCGGCGGCGCCGGAGGAAUACAGCGACCCCGAGAGCCCGCAGUCGAGCCUGUCGGCGCGCUACUUCCGCGGGGAGGCGGCCGUGACCGACAGUUACUCCAUGGACGCCUUCUUCAUCUCGGACGGGCGCUCGCGGCGGCGCCGGGGCGGGGGCGGCGGGGACGCGGGCGGCGCCGGGGGCGGCGGCGGUGGCGGCGCCGGGGGGCGCGCGGGGCGCACGGGGGCGUCGGCGGGCGGCGGGCACCGGCACGCGUGCGCCGAGUGCGGCAAGACGUACGCCACGUCGUCGAACCUGAGCCGCCACAAGCAGACGCACCGCAGCCUGGACAGCCAGCUGGCGCGCAAGUGCCCGACGUGCGGCAAGGCGUACGUGUCCAUGCCCGCGCUCGCCAUGCACGUGCUGACGCACAACCUGCGCCACAAGUGCGGCGUGUGCGGCAAGGCCUUCUCGCGGCCCUGGCUGCUGCAGGGCCACAUGCGCUCGCACACGGGCGAGAAGCCGUUCGGCUGCGCGCACUGCGGCAAGGCCUUCGCCGACCGCUCCAACCUGCGCGCGCACAUGCAGACGCACUCGGCGUUCAAGCACUACCGCUGCCGCCAGUGCGACAAGAGCUUCGCGCUCAAGUCCUACCUCCACAAGCACUGCGAGGCUGCCUGCGUCAAGGGCGCCGAGCCGCCCCCGCCGCCCCCCGCCGGCGCGGCCAGCUGAGCCUGCCGCCUGGCCCGCGCGCCGCGUGCCCCGGGCUCCCCACCACCUGCGCCCGCAGCGCCCUCUCCAGCCCCAGCUGCAGUCCCCUGUCCACGCUGCCCGUGGGCACCCCCAGCCCAGCCCAGAAUUCACAUCUCACUUCCGGCACUGUCUGCCCCCGCGCCCCAUGACCCACGCCGUCCUUUCCGGCUACCGCUCGGACCUCCACCUCCUGUCCAAGGCCUUCAAGGCUCCCAACUCAGGCACCAGGUCCGCACCUCUCCCAAGCCCCGGAGCCGGAAGUUUCUCUCGCCCAGACCCUGCGCCGCCUCACUUCUGCCCUUCUUUCUCUUCUCAGCGGAGGCGCAGACCUUCCCUUGACCCCCAGGCCAACCUCGGUGUACCCACCCGCCCCUGGCAGCCCUCAGACCCCAGUCCAACCCCAAACCAUUCUCUGGCCUCUCGGCUGGGUCUCCCUAUAUGUGCCCCUCUGCGAGUCGGAUCUCCCGGUCUGCCCUGAACCCGUCCGUGCCAUUCACAGCCCUCGCCUCACACGCGCACGCACCACACACGCCCGCUCCACUCGCCAGGCCCCGGGGUUCUCAUCGCUCGCUCCCAGAUCCCCUCCUCCCUAGCAGACCUAACCUCUGAGUUUCCCCGACAGAGAGCGGGCUCGGGGCCUCGCCCCUAAGGUAAGCCCCUCUCUCGGGGGUCUCCAGCCUCCAGCUGCCCUCCCCCGGGGCCUCUGCGCACUUUCCCCAUCCCAGGACUCCAGUACUGGCCGAAGUCUGGAGGCCUCACCCGCGCCCUUCCCCCGGUCCAGCUGGGCCCUCCUCGUUAUUUAUUUGCGUAUUUAUGUAUUUAUUUAUUUAUGAGUCUAUUUAAUCUCUCGGUCUCCCCCAGGGACAGACUGGCUUCCCCAGCUGGACUGGUGGAUCAGGAAGCCAGGCACGGAGAGGGACGAAGGCCAUAGAGGACUCCCCCUGCCACACACACACCCACACACACACACACACCCACACACACACUCUCUGUCUCUGGUCUCAGGGGAACCCUCGCCCCAGAGCCUUGCUAAGGAAGGGGACACUAGAACAGGAGGCGUGGUCUGCUGACCCUCAACCAGGGCGGCGCAGCGACCUCAGGAGGUCCUGUCGUGGGGCAGGUCCCCACCCUCCUGAGCCCUCCGCUCGGCUCCAGGGAGCUGGGAGAGGGGGAUCCUCGUUUGUUUCCUGUUUUUUCCUCUUGUCCAGGACCCCAGGUUCCAGGGACCGACUGAGCCCCGGACCCCACUGGGGCCUCUGGCCCGCGCCCCGGGAGGAGCGCUCUCUCCCGGCCACGUCUAUGCAACUGGCCCCGGGCAGAGGGGCGGGGGCUGCCAGCCCCCCGCCCGUUGGCCGCCACUACCUCCUCUGCCGCAGCGCUUCCACAGGCCCGGGCGAGGAAGAAGCACACGCCUCCACGCGCACGGCCCGGCCCCUCUGCUUUAAGCACACGCCUUUGCCCCCAACCCAAGGGCAGGAGUCCAGACUCCUCCAAGGACCCUCCUCUGCCACCCCUGUCUACCAGCCACCGUGCAGACCGGAAGGGCCCUGGGGCUUCAGAGAGGUGGGUGGUCCUUUGCCCAGCCAGCUCCAGGCCCACCGGGAAAGGAGGCGGCAGGGACGGCAGGCGGGCGAGGGCUUGCAGAAGCAAUUACGGAGGGUGUUGACCCUGUAAAUAGGAACUUCUGACAGCAAUAAUUUUCCAUGCAUGCUAAGCCUUUUGGCCAUAUUUUGUAUGAGCGCUUGGCGCUCCCUUUUCCUUCCCCCAAGUCACCCCCAGACCCCCAUCCCCUCCCCACUCUCAGCAGUAUUACUUGUAACGCAAUUCAGGGAUAUUAAAGGGACUUUGGCCACUCA
This is a messenger RNA of Oryctolagus cuniculus (rabbit), 2741 nucleotides long. NCBI's taxonomy places the organism in Eukaryota, Metazoa, Chordata, Mammalia, Lagomorpha, Leporidae. The record is from RefSeq and is a predicted model, not a curated record.